Messenger RNA from Zingiber officinale, 859 nucleotides. RefSeq names its product ubiquitin-conjugating enzyme E2 7. Bases 113 to 619 code for a protein of 168 amino acids. Lineage: Eukaryota; Viridiplantae; Streptophyta; Magnoliopsida; Zingiberales; Zingiberaceae. The transcript has 6 exons. Gene Ontology annotation, molecular function: ubiquitin conjugating enzyme activity. Gene Ontology annotation, biological process: ubiquitin-dependent protein catabolic process; protein polyubiquitination. The record is from RefSeq and is a predicted model, not a curated record.
UCGGGAAUAUUUGUUGUCUCCCAAUUGCUCUUCGAUCAAUCCCUAUAUAAGGCUCCUCGAUCCAUCUAUCUAAUCGCUCUCCUUUGUCGAUCCAUUACUCUCUUCCUCUUGGAUGGCGGCAGCGAGCCAGGCGAGCCUCCUGUUGCAAAAGCAGCUCCGCGAUCUCGCGAAGAACCCUGUCGACGGCUUCUCUGCUGGCCUGGUCGACGACGGCAACAUCUUCGAGUGGAACGUCACGAUCAUCGGGCCACCGGACACGCUAUAUGAUGGUGGCUAUUUUAAUGCAAUUAUGAGUUUUCCAUCCAACUAUCCUAACAGUCCUCCUACAGUUCGAUUUACAUCAGAGAUGUGGCAUCCCAACGUUUAUAUGGAUGGUCGUGUUUGCAUUUCUAUUCUUCACCCUCCUGGUGAUGACCCAAAUGGUUAUGAGCUUGCUAGUGAGCGUUGGUCACCUGUGCACACGGUUGAGAGCAUAGUUUUGAGUAUUAUUUCUAUGCUAUCGAGUCCAAAUGAUGAAUCUCCUGCAAAUGUUGAAGCUGCAAAGGACUGGAGAGAUCGAAGGGAUGAAUUCAAGAAAAAAGUAAGCCGCACAGUCCGACGCUCCCAGGAAAUGUUGUGAACUCAAAAGAGUUUAGUUGGGCAUCAAGACAGACCACAGAUAGUGUUUUAUCUUCGGAUAUCCUUGCUGUUGAUUGCUCAAAGCCUCUGUACAUUUUCCCAUUUAACUUGGUUUGUAAUUCUUCUCAAAGAGUUGUUGAUAUGUUGAUAUUUAUUAGGUUAUUUAAAGAUUGAUUUCCAGUCAUUGAUUAUUAUGGUUUACGAUACUUUGAUAAUCUAUUCUUUUUUGUUUAAUUAAUGA